Drosophila eugracilis is the source of this 480-nucleotide messenger RNA. RefSeq names its product NADH dehydrogenase [ubiquinone] 1 alpha subcomplex subunit 7 (gene ND-B14.5A). The record is from RefSeq and is a predicted model, not a curated record. Gene Ontology annotation, biological process: ATP synthesis coupled electron transport; mitochondrial electron transport, NADH to ubiquinone. The coding region runs from base 80 to 394 and encodes 104 amino acids. Gene Ontology annotation, cellular component: mitochondrial inner membrane. Lineage: Eukaryota; Metazoa; Arthropoda; Insecta; Diptera; Drosophilidae. The transcript is spliced from 2 exons.
AAAAGAAAAACAAAAUAUUAAACAUAAUCAGUCGGGUUACUUUUUCGAAGUUUUAGUUAUUUUUUGACCUAGAAUCAGGAUGUCUGCCCUGCGCCGUGACGUUUCGCCUAUAUUGCAGCGCAUUCGGGCCUUCCUCCUAGGCCGGGAGCAUAACCUGGCGCUGCGCUUUGAGGAUGGACUAGCCGAUCGCACCCAGCCCCAGCCAAAUAUUCCCGACGGACCAUCCCAUCUAGCGUCGGCCAACUAUUACUGCCAGCGGGAUGCCCGUCGCGAGGUCUUUCCGCCUAUUGACCUGGUGGAGCAGCAAAAGCAGCUUGCAGCAGAGACUGCCGAAGCGGCGAAGGUCGUUUCCUCUAAGCUGCCCACCCCGGGCAAAGUCUAUGCCUGGGAUUAAUAGCCCGCUUCCCCGCAGGAAUUUUCUUUUUUUUUGAGUUGUAGUACGAGCCCGUUAAAGCUAAUAUAGUAUCCAUUGAAAUACAA